AUGUCGCCAUCUCCGCAUGGACCGGUAACGCUAUCCCACCCGACGACCUGGAAUUUCGACAUCGAUCGAUAUUUGAAUCCAUUCGUGCCAGCACCACGAUGGCAUCUCGUACCACGACCUGUGGCUUAUAUGCUGGGAUAUCGGGAUAGACCACCCAAGCCAAUAGGCAACAUACUGAUCGCCUUGUGGUCCUUGCUUGGAGCAUUUUGCGGUGUGGCUUUGGUGGCAUCUGUUUCGAAACGGGUACCUGCCUUUGAAGCCCGUGAUGCACCAACGAUUAUUGGUAGUUUUGGCGCAGCGGCGGUUAUUGAAUUCGGUGCAAUCGAAUCGCCCUUCGCACAACCACGCAAUGCAAUCUUGAGCCAGGUCAUCGCAUGUUUCUUCGGUGUCUCGAUAUCGAAAUUGUUCGCCUUGGAUCCUCGUGCUGAAGCGUAUACUGAGCUAGGAGGCGCUCUCGCUUGCGGUCUUACCACGGCUGUCAUGCUCCUCACCAAUACUACACACCCACCAGCGGGUGCAACUGCUGUUCUGGCAGUGACGCAUGCUCAAACUGUUGCUUUGGGCUGGUGGCUUUUCCCGGUCAUGUUACUCGGUGUUAGUCUUAUGCAGGUUGCGGCCGUGAUCAUUAAUAAUGUGCAGCGUCGUUAUCCGCUGUACUGGUGGACAUCACAUCCUCUAGCACGGUCUCGGGAGGAUGUUGAAAAGCCUAUUCAUAAGGAAACACCUAGUGUUCCUAGUCAUUAUGAGGAUAGUCUGACUGAUGUUCCUCGACGGUUAGUAAUAGAACGUGGUGAUAUUUCAUUGCCGGAUGGGAUAUUGCUUUCAGUUGAGGAGCAAGAAGUAUUAGAGAGAAUCAGUGAAAGAAUUUGA
Molecule: messenger RNA, 870 nt
Organism: Penicillium griseofulvum
Lineage: Eukaryota; Fungi; Ascomycota; Eurotiomycetes; Eurotiales; Aspergillaceae
Product: HPP family protein
Exons: 2
Coding region: 1-870 (289 amino acids)
Source: RefSeq, a predicted model, not a curated record